This is a messenger RNA of Sinocyclocheilus rhinocerous, 2396 nucleotides long. RefSeq names its product xyloside xylosyltransferase 1-like. NCBI's taxonomy places the organism in Eukaryota, Metazoa, Chordata, Actinopteri, Cypriniformes, Cyprinidae. The record is from RefSeq and is a predicted model, not a curated record. Gene Ontology annotation, cellular component: endoplasmic reticulum membrane. Gene Ontology annotation, molecular function: xylosyl alpha-1,3-xylosyltransferase activity. Gene Ontology annotation, biological process: protein O-linked glycosylation via N-acetylgalactosamine. The transcript has 5 exons.
GUGAUGUACGACGCGCAAGUGUUUAGAUGUCUCGUGUCUACACGUCUUCUGUCUUUACAAGUUCAUUUUUCCCUUCAUUCUUUGGUGAUUCGCUGCUACACAGUUUGCACUCCGCAGAAGUGAAGGUGUCUGAUGUUGUCGCGCGUUGCUGAAUGCGUCACGUGACGGCGGUGUGAUUGGAGAUUAAGAAAGAAAGGGCAUCCUGCCCUAUUUUGUGCAUGUAGAAGAGGAUCCAUGGGUGUCCUGCGGGUGCUGUCGGUCACCAUGGGAAGGAUCAGCACUUUUAGGUCCUAUCAGAUCAUGCUGCUCUUUGCUGCAGCCCUGGCAGUGGUGGCCUUCUACUACUUUGGCUCUGAAAAGCAGAACUUCUCCAGCACCACAAAACGGAUCAAGGAAACACAAGCGAGCCACAACAGCAAUCGUGAUGAUGCAGAUCUCUCCAUAGACAUCCGGUCUGGAAGUCCAGAAAGCAGAACGGGAGCUGGAGAUGAGCUGGAGGGAAAGCUGUCACGCUUUCAUGCUCUCAUGAUGUUCACCAAAGUUGACAAGAGCUUGAACUUGCAGCAGAAGUUUCAGGUGGCCAUGCGCUCCGUGGCCAAACAUGGACGGUUCCUGGAGGAUGAGGUGCUGGUUCUCCAUUACGUCUCUGAUGCUGGAAGUCGGGAGCUGGGGUAGAAGAUGCUUCCUGAACUUCUGCUGGAUGCAACCUUCCGGUACGAGGUGGUGUUUCACGAUGUAGGUGCCCUUACGGAGAAAUUGUUCCCCAUCGUAGAGGCUAUGCAGAAACACUUCAGUGCAGGUUCCGGCGCGUACUAUAGCGACGCCAUCUUCUUCCUGUCGGUGGCCAUGCAUCGCAUCAUGCCUACAGAACUGAAGCGCAUUGUUCAGUUGGACCUGGACCUCAAAUUCAGAAGCAACAUCAGAGACCUCUUUCAAGAGUUUAACCAUUUCCCUGCUGAGGCUGUCAUUGGAAUUGCACGUGAAAUGCAGCCGGUUUACAGGCACACUUUCUGGCAGUACCACAAAGAGAAUCCGAAGUCCCGUGUGGGUGACCCUCCACCAGACGGUCUGCCCGGCUUCAACAGCGGCGUAAUGCUUCUGAACCUCGACGCCAUGCGUCGCUCUACCUUAUACAACCAGCUUCUGGAGCCCGAGCGGGUGGCUCGCCUUGCAGAGAAAUACCACUUCCGGGGGCACCUAGGUGAUCAGGAUUUCUUCACGAUGAUCGGGAUGGAGCACAGGGAACUGUUUUACCCACUGUCCUGCGGCUGGAACCGACAGCUUUGCACAUGGUGGAGGGAACACGGGUAUGGUGACGUCUUCCAGCUGUACUAUCGCUGCGAUGGGCCGGUGCACAUCUACCACGGCAACUGCAACACUCCCAUACCCGAUGAUUGAGGUUCAAAGUGUGCCUUUGAAUGCCAACUUUUAGAUUAAACUCAUUUUGUUUGCACAUCUUGAACAACUUUAAAUCAAGUGGACCAAGGCAGAAGGGGCUCAUUGUUAGAGGUGCUAAUAGUGCAGCAUUCCCAUGACUAAUAACAUUUACACAAUAUAACACCGCUGAGUCUGUUGGUGCCUUUCCAAAGUUACUGAAAGAACUCUGGGUUAAAUACCAGUUGUUUUUCUUUAUUUAAAGAAUGCAGUGAGGCUUUGACUCUCAGUAGUCUGAGUUUCUUCAUGCAGGUGUCUCAUUAAAUCACUCUUAGACAGCAGGUUGUUAAAAAGAGCCAACCAGAGAGUCUUUUUCGCCUUCUAAUUUCACUCUAUUGUUUACAGGUGCAGUUGCAGUCUUGCAGUCACAUUAAGGUACCACUUAUCUUCGCUUUAAAAUGUUGCUGCAUAUAUUUUUACUAGUUUUAACCUCUCAUCUUCAAUAAUGUGAAAUGAAUUCCCACUUUAAGCCACAUUUCCCACUCAGUCGCAAAUGUUUUAUGCAGUGAUGAUGAGAAACGAGGGGGAAAGGAUGUUGACCCAUUUUCCUGAGUUUUUAUGCGCUGAUUUUGGAAAGCCGUUUCUCUGUGAUGUGCAACUGAAUCGCCUUAGAAUAGCCAAGAUAACAUCUCAGAUCAGAGGUCUCAUUCUUGCCAAGGUGGUCUGAUCCGCCUGAGAAAUGUGGAAGUGGGAUUUGCUGGAAUAUUCCAAAGGGAACAGCCUUUGCCCUGAGGGAGAAAUGCGCUAGAUUCUAGGGCAGAGCACUAGCUGUUGUGGUUGGCUGGCAUUUAUUGAGCGAUGUUGCUGUUGGCGAAACUCUGCGGGGUUGUGUGGAUUGCUCGUAAUAACCUGUGCAAUGUCAAAUCAACAGGCCAGAGAGAAAGAACUUAGUAAUCAGGCCUCACAUGUUUUGGCAGGCAGCCAUGAUAUCCCACUUUAAGCGCUUCUGUGUCCAGUAUGGU